AUGUCAAUCAAGGAGGGGAAAGAGUUCAAGGUCAGCAUCAAACCCAAGGACGACUGCAACUCCUUCGCCAUCAACAUCGGCCAUGACUCGGACAACAUCGCCAUGCACUUCAACGCCCGCUUCGACCACUGCGGCGACGUCAACACCAUCGUCUUCAAUUCCCUGUCCGGGGGAUGCUGGGGGGAUGAGCACCGCGAGGGAAACUUCCCAUUCGUACGUGGGGAGGAAUGCAAGUUUCACAUCAACUUCAACAAUGAGCAGUUCUACAUCAAGCUCCCCGAUGGCUCCAUGCUGAACUUCCCCAACCGACUGGGAGACGUUAAGUACAGCUACUUCGACGUCAGCGGAGAAGCAAGGAUCAUCGGCAUCAAGCUCAAGUAGAAGUUCAACUCUUCUGAGCCCUCCACCUUUUUAUGUGUCGCUUUAAUGGUGUGUUCUCCAACAGUGAAGGCAGGCCCAGGCCUCCUGUUGUAAUAAGAGAAACCGGCCUACA
Messenger RNA from Cottoperca gobio, 493 nucleotides. Its product is annotated as beta-galactoside-binding lectin-like. The record is from RefSeq and is a predicted model, not a curated record. Gene Ontology annotation, molecular function: galactoside binding; carbohydrate binding; laminin binding. The transcript is spliced from 3 exons. NCBI's taxonomy places the organism in Eukaryota, Metazoa, Chordata, Actinopteri, Perciformes, Bovichtidae. Bases 1 to 381 code for a protein of 126 amino acids.